Sinocyclocheilus grahami is the source of this 753-nucleotide messenger RNA. RefSeq names its product major histocompatibility complex class I-related gene protein-like. The transcript has 4 exons. Gene Ontology annotation, biological process: immune response. Gene Ontology annotation, cellular component: external side of plasma membrane. The record is from RefSeq and is a predicted model, not a curated record. Lineage: Eukaryota; Metazoa; Chordata; Actinopteri; Cypriniformes; Cyprinidae. The annotation marks the transcript as partial.
UGUUGUUCUGUGAUUGUAGAGCUCCAUGUUCUUCAGAGAAUGAUUGGUUGUGAACUGGAGAAACUUCCUGAUGGAACAGUGAGUCUGAGAGCAUUUGAUGAAUAUGGAUUUGAUGGAGAGGAUUUUAUGGUCUUUGAUUCUGAAACUCUGCAGUGGAUUGAUAAAAACCCCAAAGCUAAAGAAACCAAAAUGCAUUGGGAUCAGCAAACAGAACGAAACCAAUUCCUCAAGCAAUACCUCAAGAACUGCAUGAACUGGAUCUCCACAUUUAACCACACCAGAAAGAGUAAACCAAAUGUUCACAUCACUUUGAGGAAAGCUCCUAAUGAUCAAAAUAAGCAGGUUUUGAUCUGUCUGACCACUGGCUUUUACCCCAGAGAUAUUGAGAUGGACAUUAGGUUUAACAAAACUGUCCUUAAAGAUCAGGCAUCGUCUGGAAUCAGACCAAAUGAUGAUGGAUCCUUUCAGAUGAGAACCAGAGUGGAGAUCGACAGAAGUCACGAAGGGAUUUAUGACUGUUUUGUCAUUCACAGCAGCCUGACAGAACCAGUUUCAGCAGUAUUGAUGGUAAAAUGCACUGAUUGUGAAGAAUCCAAAUGGCCUGAUAAAAAAGGAGUAGCAGCAGCAGCUCUAGUUCUUCUAGCUGUAGUUCUAGUUCUGAUUGUUUGGCAGCGCUACAAAAGGAGACCGAGAAUUUACACAGGAAUGGCGUAUUUCUGCAGUGAAACGUCAGAGAGUUUAAAAUGCUGUUGA